CUAAUUUCAUGAUAACCAGUAAGAGCUAAUCUCACAGGAAGGCCUCGUUGCUAAUGGAGGAGCGUCCAUAGCAGCGAACACCGGAGCCAAGCAAUAUUAACCGGACUAAGACAUGAUGGCUGCAUCUGCAUUACGUAUUGGAGACCAGCUGAUCUUAGAGGAAGAUUAUGAUGAAAACUAUAUUCCCCAAGAACACGAAAUCCAAGAGUAUGCACGAUUGAUUGGAAUAGACCCUGAAGCAGAGCCUGAACUUAUGUGGUUAGCUCGGGAGUGCAUUGUGGCACCCUUACCUUCAGAAUGGAAACCUUGCCAAGAUGUUACAGGGGAUAUAUAUUACUUUAACUUUUCCACCGGAAAGUCUACAUGGGAUCACCCAAAUGAUGAACAUUAUCGGGAGAUGGUGAAGCAGGAGAGGGAAAAGCUACAGGCACGUGGUGGGGGUAAGAAGAAAGAAAAGAUCAGGAAAAAGGAGAAGAAGAAAGAAAAGAAAAGCAAAGAGGUGCCAAAACCCAUUCCGUCCUCUCUUGGACCAAUGCAAAGUUCCCUGGGGAGUCUAGCCCCUCUUCGAGGUCUUAGCCAACCAACGGGAACCAGUGGAGGCACACGGGUUUCACUGAGCAGCAGUGCAGGAAGUUCAGGGGGAUUUGACUCCCUGCUAACUGGCACACCUAGGAAUUCAUCCAAACUUACUUCUUAUAUCAAGAGCAGUGCAGGACAUCGAUCAGAGGAAAUAAAUCUACCUGGUCUAGAGGAAGAUAUGGAGGGUGAGCAAGAGAGUGAAGAUCAGAGCCCCUGGGGGUCCCCACGUCUACUCAAAAACUUGCAUAUGGACCUUGGAUAUCUGGGCGGAGGUUUUGAAUAUGAGGACUCUGAAGUGAGUGAGGAUGCCAAGCAUUUGGCAGAUAACAAAGAGGCUAUCUUGGAUUUGAAGUCCAUUGGUCAGUCAGAUGAAAAGGUGUUGGACAUCAGUGCCUUAUCCCCAAGACCUCUUAGCCCCAAGGAAGCUAAAGUUUUAGAAGAUGUCAAAGAAUUUUCAGAAUCUGCUAAGAGAAGAGGGAAUGUCUUGGAAUUUGGUCAGCUAGAUGAAAAGGUGUUAGAUAUCAGUGCCCUGUCACCUUUGCCUCUCAGCCCCAAGGCCUUGGAAGUGAGUGAGGAUGAAGAUUUUUCAGAAUCUGCCAACAGCAGAAAGGCCGUUUUGGAUUUUGGGUUUAGAGGUCAAUCAGUAGAAAAGGUACUGGACAUAAGUGCCCUGUCUUCAAAACCUCUCAGUCCCAAGGAUAUAAUAGAAGAGGAGGACCUGAGUGAAGAUAUAGAGGAAAAGGAUAUAAGCGAGGAAGAUGUAAGCAAGAAACUUGACAUGGACCAAAUGACAGAUAUAAAAGAGAAAGUUGUGGAGAAAGUGAGCAAAGAAAAUGCUAGAAAUCACGUAAGUGAGGAACACAUGGAAGAGCAGAUCAAGGAUAAUCUGAAUGAAGCACACAUUAAAGAUCAUGCCAAGGCCAUUACAGAAAGGAGUGAAAGGCAAAGUCAUUUAGAUGAGGAAUCGGUAUCUUUGUCUGAGGAGUCAUCCAGUCAUAAGAUUGAUCCCCCUGAAACUGUUGUGGAUUUCCCUAAUUUAGUUGAAAAUUACUCCAAACCUACUGAGGCUACACAAAAAUUUGAUAAAGAGACAUCUAAGUUAGAAGAUGCAGGGAAAGAGAGAGCUUUAGAGGAGGAAAUCAUGCAGAGACCACAACAUCUGAGAGAGUCAUUGAGGCUUCAGGAAGAAAAGGACUCUAGACUUCUGCGAGAGCAACAUGAAAGCAACCUCAGGACCUUGAGGGAAACACUGGAACUAGAAAUGCAGAAGGAGGAAGCCAGAAUGAGAGAGAUUCAGACAGAAAGACUUCAAAUGCUAGAAUCUGAACUAAGAAUAGAAAGAGAGACAGAGGAAAAAAGAAUAAGAGAACGUGAGGAAUCUCUUCAUGAAGAUCUGCAUAGAGCAGCAGAGCAACUUAAGACCUCCUUGGAGGAAUUAGGGCUGCAGUUGAACACUUCCUUGAAAGAGAAAAUAAAGAGUGAAACUGAAGCAUCUUUGAAAGAGGAAAGAAAUAUUCUGCUAAAAGAAAGAGAAACCUUAAUCAGUGAACUUAGGGAGACCCUAAAACUACAGACUAAAGAGAUUUCCCAGAAUGAUGUCCAGACAGCCAAUGACGUUGAACUCACCCACAGGAAAGUGUCCCAGGUGUUAGAAUAUGAGAGAGAGCUUAGUGAUCUCUUGGAGGAAAAGAGAAGAGAGGUGCAAAGGGAUCAUGAGACAAAGAUGGCGAGACUGAAGGAGCAGCAUGAUCAGGAGCAAGAGAGAGUGCAGUCCCAGUAUGAGGAGCAGGAGCAUAAUCUGCGAACCCAGAUGCUAGAGAUGCUACAAGAAGAACGGAGAAGGAUGUUGCAAAUUCAUGAACAAGAACUGGAGGCAGAACGUCAGAUCCUGGAAACAAAUCAGGAGGAGAGACGUUGUGCUUACCAAGACAAGGAGACUCAACUGCAGGCCUUGGAGCAAAAGCAACAGAUUCGAAGGAAGCAUCUAGAGGCACAAACAUUGCAGAUAGACAUCCAGGAGGAUGUUUUAAAAAAAAGAAGAGAACAACUGGAUGAACAGGAGCUGGAGCUAGAGAAGAGAGCUGAGGGUUUGGAAACUUCACGUCUCAGUCGGCAUGUGCAGGACAAUAAAGAACAGCUACUUCGUAAAUCAGUCCGACAAAUAGAGAGAGAAUUUGAGGAGAUUAAAGGUCAAAAAUCUGAGCUUGAAACUGAGAUACAAUUUUUACAGUCUCGCCGUGAACGAUUGCAGAAAAUAGUAAGUGAUUUAGAUAAGGAGAUCAGCUGCAAACGUAAACAUCUAAAUGAUAAAGAUAGUGAGACAGAGAAAAUGGAGCCUGUACUUACCUUAGAAGACCUGACACGGACCAGGAAGUCUUUUUCACUUAUGGAAUCUUCUGUGUCUGUCUCUGAAACUUCUUUAGAAGCUAAUUCCUCUGAACACUUUACUACCAAUGUAAAAUGUGUUUACAGUAAUCUUGAUGAUGUGUUGCCUCCAACUCAGCUGUGCAAUCCUUGUUUAAAUGUUAUUAUGCAUUCUAAUCAGACUAAUGCCUUGCUUCUAAAGAGCGGAGUUAUAGCUGCAUCACAGACACUAGCUGAAUUACGGUUACCGGUCUUCAUUUGCAUAAAGAUAGCAGUUGAGUCCAGAUUUUCUAGCAGGAUAAUCACUGCGUUGUCAGGCAGUGUGCGGCAUUACAUCUCAUCUCAAGGUGCCUCCAUACAAAGUGCAAAGGAUUUCUUGCAGCAACAAACCCACUCAAUGCGCCGCCGGCAGAGCCUGCUCAGGUCCACCAAGCAUCAGUGGCGACAUGACAAUAUGCAGUUAAGCCCGGAUGCAGAUGGAUUACAACUUGCAGAGAGAGGGGGAAAUAGCAUUGAAGAGGUCCCUGUCAGAAGUCUGGAUGAAGCUAUGAGACAUGGAAGGCUGUGUCUGCUCCACAGCAGUGACCCUGCCAGAGUGCUUUUUUCUCCCUCUGGGGAGAGAUUGGAGACCGCUGAGCCGUCCGCCUCUGAGGAUUCAGUGUCUCGUGAGGCACGUUCCCUGGAAUCUUCUGUUCCUACACAAGCAGUUGUCCCAAAUUCUUCUCUGGAAGGAGGUUUCUUUCCACCAGAGGUUGCUGCUCGGUUGCGGAUGGCCAUAUUAGUGGCGUUGGCGCAUUUACAGCUUCUUGAGGGCCAGCGACGAGCUUAUCCGUGUCCUCUUUACCUGGCGAGUCUUUCCUCUGGGGGAGUUGUUCCCUUUGAGGCUUCAGGGGGACAGCCGGCAGGAUCUGCGCCUUCAGAUGCCCCGCCGGAGAUGAGUUUUGCCUUUAGAGUUAGUCUGACGCACCUGAGUGUAUUGCUGCGGCAGGAACCACACAUUCUGCAUGAUGUACACUCUACCAUGCAAAAGGGACAGAUCUUGCUACAAAAUAAGGAGCAGCAUUUGCAGGACCUGGAAAACUCACUUAUGAAAGAGAUAUUGGAAGAGGAUGGAAUGAAAGGUGCAAGUAGUAAGAAGGUGGUGACUUUUGACCUAAGUGACUCAGAGGACUCAAGCAGUAUAUUAAGUACUGACCUAAACAGAUGUAGUAAUAUGGGCUCAAAGCCUUUUCUUCCCAUCAAAGUACAGCAUCUAAGUAAUUCAUUGUGUCGUAUCACAGCUGAGCUCAAUGGGGUUCUAAAGUCCAUGGAAUCAGUCACCUCUGAUCCUAAUGUCACUCUCCCUACCUACAUUCCAACCAGCACACCUCUAUCUGUGCCACAGCCCUUCUCUCUAAACAAGCUGAGUACUUUGGCUGCAACACCUUUGUCCUCACCAUCUAGCAGAACAAAUGGUAUAAUAUCAAGACUUAAUGAUACUUCUUCCUCCUCUUUGGAUGCCAUGUUAAAGGAAAAAUUGCGCAAGUAUUUUCCAGAACAUAAUUAUUUUGUUUACCAGGAACUGUUCUUUUUGCAAGUAAAAGGUACGGCCAUGGGCACUAAGUUUGCCCCAAGUUUUGCCAAACUUUUUAUGGGAUGGUUUGAGGAACAGUACAUCUAUUCCUCUGACUUUGGGGCAAACUUGGUGUUCUAUGGUCGGUAUAUAGACAACCUUAUUUUUAUAUGA
Molecule: messenger RNA, 4669 nt
Organism: Bombina bombina (fire-bellied toad)
Lineage: Eukaryota; Metazoa; Chordata; Amphibia; Anura; Bombinatoridae
Product: centrosomal protein of 164 kDa-like
Exons: 33
Coding region: 113-4669 (1518 amino acids)
Molecular function (GO): protein binding
Source: RefSeq, a predicted model, not a curated record